AAUUCGUCGGACCGACUUCCGGGCCUCCUCAUCCGGCUUCCGGUCUCUGGGGGUGUGCUGCUAUUGAUCUUCCGGCGGGCGAUUUGCCAGGUUCCCGGCUUCCCACGAGUCCUGUUUCGGCUGGAUGUUCUUCCCAAAAUGAGUUUGGUGAUUAAAAAUCUGCAGCGGGUGGUCCCCAUCAGAAGAGUGCCACUUCGCAGGAAGAUGGAUAUAGUCAGGGGUAUUUUAGGAGUGAAGAAUUUUGACCUGGGGAUUAUCUGUGUUGACAACAAGAGUAUUCAGCACAUUAAUAGGAUCUACAGGAAGAAAAACGUCCCGACCGAUGUGCUUUCUUUCCCAUUUCAUGAGAAUCUGAAAGCAGGGGACUUUCCCCGGCCAGCCUCGUCAGAUGAUUAUAAUUUGGGAGAUGUUUUCCUAGGAGUAGAGUAUAUCUUCCAGCAGUGCAAAGAAAAUGAAGAUUACUAUGACAUCCUGACGGUGACAGCCACCCAUGGACUCUGUCACCUUCUGGGCUUCACCCACAACUCCGAGGCUGAGUGGCAAAAGAUGUACAACCAGGAGAAGCUGGUGCUGGAGGAAUUGAAUCGAUACACCGGAGCCAGGCUGCAGCCCCUGAGCAGGGGCCUCUACUGAAGCUUUGAUGCCCUGAGAUAGAGACAAUGGUGGACAGAGCCCUGUCCCUCCACAGUGUUAGUGGAUCUCUGCUGGUCAUGCUGUCCUGGAUGGCAUCAACCUACACUAAAGCUCAAUUCCGUGAGUGGAAAUUGACUUCAGAAAGUAUCAAAGAGGUGACUGGCUGGCUCUUGCUCUGCUUAGAAGGCUGUCUUGAUUAUUGUAAACAGUGGUUCUAGGCCAUUCCUAAGAGAAGAAACAUGGAACUUCUGUGUGCUUCUUUGGGCUUCUAACUGUAGAGUUUGGAUGGACUGCUCUGUCUCCCUGAAGUGGAACCCACACCUCAGAACACUGAAGUCUGUUCUUCCUAGGAGGAUGGGCACCUGCAGAGAAGCAGGCUCAAGAGGGCAAGGUUCCCACCCCACCCCCAGGACUCUAUGACCGGAACCUUGCUGGCUCCACUCCUAAGAGCUGCCUUGUGCUCUUGCUUUUCUUAAGCCAUUGGCUAUAGACACCAUAAGAACCCACUGACCUACAAAUCCUGUCGCCUGGGGGCCAUCUCCAAUCCCCUUAUGUUGUUGUCAUUGUUUUAAAUUAAAUUAAAUCUUGCUUAUCUGA
Messenger RNA from Cricetulus griseus (Chinese hamster), 1230 nucleotides. The record is from RefSeq and is a predicted model, not a curated record. Lineage: Eukaryota; Metazoa; Chordata; Mammalia; Rodentia; Cricetidae.